Pelobates cultripes (western spadefoot toad) is the source of this 267-nucleotide messenger RNA. The record is from the annotation of a GenBank genome assembly. NCBI's taxonomy places the organism in Eukaryota, Metazoa, Chordata, Amphibia, Anura, Pelobatidae.
AUGUUAUUGCCCGAGUUCAAGGAGCAACUGCUGAGAGCUAGCAGAACUUCAGACAUGCCAGACCCCUAUGGCCAGAUAAAGAUAUUUGUGGACUUGUCUGCGGCAACGUUACAAUUCCGAAAGAAUUUGACACCCAUUACAUCCACGCUGCGGGAUCAAAACGUCGCAUACAGAUGGGGAUAUCCUGCUAAGCUUCUAGUCCAUCACAGAGAAGCCCUGCAUGCCAUCACAUCCUUGGAACUGGGAAUUACCAAAUUGAAAGACUAG